AUGGAGAACUCGACGCAGCCAAAAAUCAUUGGAUCGUUGCCACCCCCUCCAGGAGUCGUACCCAAUUUCAUCGACCCACCGGACCAGACCACAAGUCUUGUUAUAGUACAUGCAAUAUGCCUUUUUCUAGUAACCUGUUGUGUUGCCAUGCGCCUGUAUACCCGUCAAUUCAUCACGGGCAAGUAUGGUUGGGAUGAUUAUUUUUGUCUACAAGCCUUUGCUCUGACAAUUGCAUUUUCGACUUGCCAGAUCACCGCUGAUGCCCGUGGGUUUAGUCGACAUCUGUGGGACAUACCACGGAUGGAAUUGGCGAGAGCUAUGAAGCCCUUUAUUGUUGGAGUUUUCGUGUAUAAUCUCCUCCUUGGAAGUAUCAAAUUGAGUUGCCUCUUUUUCUACACCAACAUCUUCUCCCGGGGCUCGAAAACCCUGCUUGCCGUCAAGUUUGGAAUCGUCUUUGUCGCCGGCGCCUACCUGGGUAUCUUCUUUUCCGCGGUUUUCGAAUGCCAUCCGCUACAGCGAAUGUGGGACCACCGUAUACCGGGUCAUUGUUUUGACGCAAAACCUUUCGCAUAUGCCGGGUCCGUUAUUAAUGUUAUCACGGAUCUGUUCGUCUUGACGGUACCUAUUCCGGCAAUAAUGAAAUUGCCACUGGGACUCGCCCAUAAGCUGAGAGUGAUUGGCGUAUUCAGCCUUGGCCUAUUUGCCUGCAUUGUUAGCUUUGUGAGAAUUGCUAUGCUGGUUUAUAAUUAUCGCUCCAAGGAUUUCACCUGGAAUUCUAGUCGGGUCGGCACGUGGUCCAUUCUCGAAGCCGAUGUGGGAUUAAUCUGUUCGUGUUUAUUCGUUCUGCCUGCUUGCCUCAAGCAUCACGGAAUAUCAGUUGGCGUGACCUCAAUCAUCAGCCACUUGCUACCAUCCAGCUUUACCCGCGAGGCCGGCACAGCUAGCCCUUCUUCCAGUGUACAACCUGCUCAAAAUUCUUGGUGGUCGAAUAACGGAAAUCGGUCAGAUGAUUUGCACUUGUGUGAGUCGACUGAGUAUAAACCAGAAUAUCAUCCUGGAACCCGGCCAUCAACCCGACCAUCACUUUCACAAAGUUCACGACUUUCAUGA
Venustampulla echinocandica is the source of this 1110-nucleotide messenger RNA. RefSeq lists its product as uncharacterized. The transcript is spliced from 7 exons. NCBI's taxonomy places the organism in Eukaryota, Fungi, Ascomycota, Leotiomycetes, Helotiales, Pleuroascaceae. The coding region runs from base 1 to 1110 and encodes 369 amino acids. The record is from RefSeq and is a predicted model, not a curated record.